Cucurbita moschata (crookneck pumpkin) is the source of this 1326-nucleotide messenger RNA. RefSeq names its product 1-aminocyclopropane-1-carboxylate synthase 7-like. The transcript is spliced from 2 exons. Gene Ontology annotation, molecular function: transaminase activity; pyridoxal phosphate binding. Gene Ontology annotation, biological process: biosynthetic process; amino acid metabolic process. The record is from RefSeq and is a predicted model, not a curated record. The coding region runs from base 1 to 1326 and encodes 441 amino acids. NCBI's taxonomy places the organism in Eukaryota, Viridiplantae, Streptophyta, Magnoliopsida, Cucurbitales, Cucurbitaceae.
AUGGCUAAUAAUGAGGAAACCCCAGAAGUUGAACUCUCUGAAAUUGCUAUGUCGGAAACUCACGGCGAAAACUCGCCGUAUUUUGUCGGCUGGAAAGCUUACGAUCAAAUUCCGUAUAAUGAAUCCACCAAUCCUUCUGGCAUUAUCCAAAUGGGUUUAGCAGAAAACCAAGUGUCUUUUGACUUGGUGGAGGAAUAUUUAGAGCAAAAUUCAGAUGCUGGACCGGAUUCUUCUGGGUUCAGGGAAACCGCUUUGUUUCAAGAUUAUCAUGGGCUGCUCUCUUUUCGAACCGCUAUGGCUGGUUUUAUGGAACGAAUUAGAGAUGGAGCUGUGAAAUUUGACCCAAGUCGGGUUGUUUUGACUGCCGGUGCUACGGCGGCUAAUGAGCUUCUCACUCUCAUUCUGGCUAACCCUGGUGACGCUUUGCUGCUUCCUACUCCUUACUAUCCUGGAUUUGAUCGGGAUUUGAGAUGGAGAACUAAAGUGAAGAUUAUACCAAUUCAUUGUGAUAGUUCUAAUGAUUUUCAAAUAACUCGUCAAGCAUUGGAAGCUGCGUAUGAUAGUGCAAUGGCUAUGAAGAUCAAAGUUAGAGGAGUUUUGAUCACAAAUCCAUCCAACCCACUUGGCCUAACGAUCCAACGGUCCACAAUUGAGGAGGUUUUGGAUUUUGUUACAGACAAGAACAUCCACCUUAUUUCCGACGAAAUCUAUUCCGGUUCGGUUUUCUCCUCGGCCGAGUUCACCAGCGUGGCUGGGGUUUUGGAAUCCCGUGGUAAUAAGAAUGCCGACCGGGUUCAUAUUGUGUAUAGUCUCUCCAAAGAUCUCGGCCUUCCGGGGUUUAGAGUUGGGACAAUUUAUUCUUACAAUGACAGAGUUGUGACGACGGCUCGCCGGAUGUCGAGUUUCACGUUGAUUUCUUCACAAACGCAGCGGUUUUUAGCGGCCAUGUUGUCGAACCAGAAGUUUAUAGACAAGUAUAUUGAAAUGAACCGGGAUCGGCUCAGGAAGCGUUAUCAGAUGAUAAUUGAAGGGCUGCGAAUGGCUGGGAUUGAGUGCUUGAAAGGGAAUGCCGGUUUGUUUUGUUGGAUGAAUUUGAGCCCAUUGUUGAAAAAGAAUCCUACACGAGAAGGUGAAAUUGAGCUUUGGAAGUGUAUUCUGAAGGAAGCGAAAUUGAAUAUUUCGCCCGGUUCUUCCUGUCAUUGCUCUGAACCGGGCUGGUUUAGAGUUUGUUUUGCCAAUAUGAGUGAAGAAACCCUACAGAUUGCUCUCAAGAGAAUACAUUCUUUCAUGGAGAGGAUGAGGAACUCUCGUGAAGACAUAAUAUGA